CUGUUUUUGUCUAAGUUGAUUUCAGUAAAAUGGAGGGAAAUAUCAUAGGAGGUCAAGACGCUUCGAUAGAAGAGUUUCCUCACGUUGUGUUUAUAUAUUUGACUUGUAAUAAAUUUUCUUGGAUUUGCGGUGGGUCUAUUUUGACCCAGAGUUUAGUGCUGACGGCUGCUCAUUGCUUCAAAUACUGUCAGGAAGAACUGGAUGUGGUUGUUUUUGUUGGAAGAGCCGUAAUGCCGCAGGCAAAAGCAGCGAGAAAUGUGACUCUGUACAUGAUUCACGAGGGCUUUGACGAGCGAACUUACCGCGACGACAUCGCUCUAGCGUGCACUAUGGAGGAGCUGCCUCUUGGGAGGACUGUCAGACGAGUGAUCAUAGCGAGGAGCUUCUCUCGUGAGGCGAAACUGCAAGUUGCUGGCUGGGGACUCGUCGGUUCUAUUCAUGAAAAGCCUGACUUGGGGACAGGCAGGCUGCAAUCCCUGAAGCAGUCGUUCAAGCGCAAGGAAGCGUGCAGGCAGUACGCGCUCUCACCUGGCAUGAUGUGUGUUGAGAACGCUAUCACUAACCGCCCAAGUUUGGGCGACUCCGGCUGCGGCCUAAUCGCCAACUCCAUCCAACUAGUCGGACUGGUAUCGUUUCGGCACAGUGGGCUCAAACACAUCGUCAUCUACAUGAACGUCUCUCACUACUAUGACUGGAUACAACGGAGCGCCAGCCAACUGAUUUGUACAGAUCUGUGAAGGGGGGCUAAAGAUACUUCGUUGCUUUUAAUUGCACUUAAACUAAACACGAUUGGUGCAAAUUUUGCA
Messenger RNA from Leguminivora glycinivorella, 806 nucleotides. Its product is annotated as trypsin epsilon-like. Gene Ontology annotation, biological process: proteolysis. NCBI's taxonomy places the organism in Eukaryota, Metazoa, Arthropoda, Insecta, Lepidoptera, Tortricidae. The record is from RefSeq and is a predicted model, not a curated record. The transcript has 4 exons. Bases 30 to 737 code for a protein of 235 amino acids. Gene Ontology annotation, molecular function: serine-type endopeptidase activity.